Molecule: messenger RNA, 1696 nt
Organism: Caenorhabditis angaria
Lineage: Eukaryota; Metazoa; Nematoda; Chromadorea; Rhabditida; Rhabditidae
Source: the annotation of a GenBank genome assembly
AUGUCGUUCUUUGAUGGAAUUCCAGUUGCUCCACCAAUCGAGGUGUUCCACAAAAAUCAAUUGUAUUUGAAUGAAAAGAAAGACAACAAGGUCAACUUGACUAUUGGAGGUAAGUUUUCAAAAACAUUGCAAAGCUGAAAACAAUUCAUUUUCAGCUUACCGAACUGAGGAAGGAAAACCAUGGGUUUUGCCAGUUGUUCAUAACACUGAAGUCGAAAUCGCCAAUGACACCACAUUGAAUCAUGAAUAUUUGCCAGUUUUGGGACACGAAGGUUUCCGCAAGGCUGCCACUGCUCUUGUUCUUGGUGAAGAUUCAGUAGCUAUCAAGGAAGACAGAGUGAGUAAGAGAAACAUAUUUUCAAAAAUUUCGUAAAAUACAAAUCAGAAAAACACAAUGUGCGCUAACAAAAACACGUCAGCCUUUUGAAUUUGACGCGUUUUUUGUGAAAGGCGGUGACUUCUAAACGGAAUUUUCAGGCUUUUGGAAUUCAAUGUUUGUCUGGAACUGGUGCUCUUCGUGCUGGAGCCGAAUUUUUGGCCAGAGUUGCUGGAUUCAAAGAUGUCUAUGUCAGCAAUCCAACUUGGUGAGUAUUUGGAAAUUGAAAAUUGUUGAAUUUGUUAUUUAUAAUUUCGAAUAUUUCCAGGGGAAACCACAAACUUGUCUUCAAAAACGCUGGAUUCACCGGUCUCCAUGAUUACACCUACUGGGACUAUCAAAACAAAAGAGUUCACAUCGAGCAAUUGAUCACUGAUUUGGAAAACGCUGCUGACCGUUCAGUUAUCAUCCUCCACGGAUGUGCUCACAAUCCAACUGGAAUGGACCCAACACAAGAACAAUGGAAACGUAUUGCUGAAGUUAUCAAACGUCGCAAUCUCUUCACUUUCUUCGAUAUCGCUUAUCAAGGAUUCGCUUCAGGAGAUCCAGCAGCAGAUGCUUGGGCCAUCAGAUAUUUUGUUGAUCAAGGUCUUGAGAUGGUUGUUUCACAAUCUUUCGCCAAGAAUUUCGGACUUUACAGUGAGUUUUCUCCCCAAUCAUAGAGCAUUCAAAACUGAACACAAAAUACUUCAGACGAACGUGUUGGAAAUCUCACAGUCGUCGUCAACAACAAAAAUGUCUCUGCUGGUUUCCAAUCUCAAAUGUCACUUGUUAUCCGUGCUAACUGGUCAAAUCCACCAGCACAUGGAGCUCGAAUCGUCCACAAAGUUCUCACCACUCCAGCUCUUCAUCAACAAUGGAAUGAGUCUAUUCAAGCAAUGUCGAGCAGAAUCAAGCAAAUGAGAGCUGCACUUCGCACACAUUUGGAGCAAUUGCAAACACCGGGAACUUGGGAGCAUAUUACUCAACAAAUUGGAAUGUUCAGUUAUACUGGUUUGACUGGUGAGUUGAAUUUUGAGAUUAAAAAAAAUGGUUUAGAAUAUUUUAUAUUUUCAAGAAAGGUGUUUGAUUUAUUGAAAUAUUUUCAGAAAAUAAUCAAAAAUGAAUUUUUAUUGUUCAAAAUGUUUCACGUAAAAACCCCAAAAUAUGUGAAAAUAAAAUAAUUUUGCAGCCGCCCAAGUCGAUCAUCUCAUCGCUGAACACCAAGUCUUCUUGUUGUCUGAUGGUCGCAUCAACAUUUGCGGACUCAACACCAAAAACGUCGAAUAUGUCGCCAAAGCCAUUGACGCCACUGUUCGCACCGUCAAAAGCAACAUCUAA